This is a messenger RNA of Trichomonas vaginalis G3, 2058 nucleotides long. Its product is annotated as zinc ion binding. Gene Ontology annotation, molecular function: zinc ion binding. NCBI's taxonomy places the organism in Eukaryota, Parabasalia, Trichomonadida, Trichomonadidae. The coding region runs from base 1 to 2058 and encodes 685 amino acids. The record is from RefSeq and is a predicted model, not a curated record. The transcript has a single exon.
AUGACUCAACCAAUGAAUAAGAUACCUAAAUCGUCAGAAGCAUACAUCACGAUGGAGUAUCAAAUCCAACAGCUCUUACACGCACCUCGCGUUCAAAUCAUCGAAGCAUUCGAUAUAAACAACGUACAACAAGCGAUUAAUUUCGGAAAAUAUUGUGAAAACUUACAGCCAUUGAAUGUAGUUCACGCUUUUAUACCAACAACUUCUUUUCAGCAACCUUUAUCAGAUAUCAUCAAAAACGGUGUUAGAAUUUCACCAAAUCUUCCAUUGCACGUUUGCCCAAACAAAAUUGACAUCAAUAAAGAUCGCGAUUUUAACGAAGUCAUUCAUGUACUCGUUGCUUUAGGAAAUACAUACAAUUAUCAACCGAUAAUGUGUGAUGAACUCGAUCAAGCAGACUUUAUUCAGAUGGAACCACAAGCAUCCGACCUUCCGGAUGACUAUGAUUCACUUUGCGUCAACAAAUCCGAUUUCGUUAUUUUCAAACCGAAGCAAAUCCGUACAUUACACAUUGUCCGCUUCACAAGUGGAGAAACACUUGAGCUCAAGCACGAAACCGAGCACAAAUGUGAUCUCUGUGGUGCUCCAGCAACAUUAUGGUGCACAAACUGUUCAGCCAAGCUUUGUGACAAGUGCAAUGCCGAAAGCCAUACAGGAAACAAGCUUCUCGAAGCCCAUAAACGCAUUCCUGUCUCCGAAGCUUUCACACAGAUGACAGAUUGUCCAUUCCAUCCCGGAGUUAAGGUCGAACACUUCUGUUUCCAGUGCCAAUUACCUGUCUGCCUCGAAUGCAAGAUGAGCGGCACCCAUUCCUUCGGAAGCGCCUCGAAACACACCCUUGUUCCUCUUAAAGACGCUUACACGGCCGCCUGCAAGCACACAGAGACAGAAGACAGAAUUUACGUUCGCCGCAGAAAAGCACUUACCGAGAAAAAGGAAGAUUUCACAAAGCGCCUUAAAGAUGUCAUUGAAAACGAAAAAACCGUUGAAGCAAGGAUCAUGAAAGUUGCACAAGACGCCAUUACAUCCUUGAAGCAACAAUCUGGCGAAAGAGCUCUUAAACUCAGAUCCGCUCUUACUGAAGUAGAAAGGAAACUCCAAGAAAUCGUCGAAAAAGAAGAGUUUAUUCAGUUACACAAAGAAUAUUCCGAUCCAGUUACAUUCAUCAAGAGUUCUUGCAUUCACGACAGGUUGUUACAAGAACUCAAACAUGAUGAUGACAUUCCUUUGGAUUGCGAUAUCGAAGGUGAUCUUUGUGUAACCGGCGGUUUGACGGUUUGUCCGAAAUCAAUUGCAGAUCUUCCUGAUGGUGUUGUUAAGAGGGAUGUUCCAUUCAAUGAGCGCGAAAGGAUCACUGAUUACGGAACAGAAACAACAACAUUACCACCGGAAUCCACACAACCAACUAAUUCAUCUACAUAUGAAAACAGAGAGCCAAUUGAUUUGUCCAAAGUCAAAGUCACGAAGAUUUCAAGUUUGGCUGCAAGAAGGAGACAAAAGAUGAAGAAGAAUGGCAUCGAAAUCAAUUUCACGCCAUUCGCGGGAUCAAAGAUCAUUGACAAGAUACAAGGUGAUUCAUUGUAUCACGCUUUGCCAUUCAAAGCAACACCAAAGACACAUAUGUUGUUCAGUACACAAAGGGAUGGAAAGAGCAUCAAAAUCAUGCAUGACUUGAUUGAUAAUUUGGGAAUUACUCUUGUUUUAGUCAAAAGAGAUGAUUUCGUUUUCGGUGGAUUCGCAGGAACAAAAUGGAACCAUAAUGGAGAGAAUUUCGGUCAGCCAAAUGGUUGUUUCUUGUUCUCUUUGAAUAGAGAUGCAAUAGUUCCUUACAGACCUUCAAUUGAAGAACCUUGUGUCUUGUUCGCCGAAAAGGAUACUUUGACAUUCGGAAGAUACGAUUUAGUUCUCGCUGACAAUUUCAAACAAUGCGUCGCUGUUAUAGAAAACUCUUACGGUAUUGGUUUGCCACCAGAUUCUCCUGAAGCUGAAGAAUAUUUGGCUGGAACUCCUGAAUUCGCUGCAGAAGCAGUUGAAGUUUGGGGAUUCUUCUCUGAUUAA